AAUAUGUCUCCUGUUCUCCACAGGGAUUGUGGAACUUUAUCAAAUCGGUUUUUAAUAACACCUCGAAGACAAUAUCCAAUUCAACAGGCCCAAUAUUCCUUUCUGGGGGUACUUCCCACAGUGUCCUGGAAUGGUUAUCACAAGAAGACUGUGCUAUCUCCUCAUAAUUCCAAGAUGGUGUGCAGUCCAGUGACAGUGAGGAUUGCUCCUCCUGAUAGCAAAUUGACUCGUUCUCCAAUAACAGAGCAGUUACUCAGCUCAACACUGUCCUCACCAUCAAGUAAUGCUCCGGACCCAUGUGCAAAGGAGACUGUACUGAGUGCCCUCAAAGAGAGGAAGAAAAGAACAGUGGAGGAAGAAGAACAAAUAUUCACUGAUGGCCAGGAAAAUAAAAGAAGGCGCCAUGAUAGCAGUGGGAGUGGACAUUCAGCAUUUGAGCCCCUGGUGGCCAAUGGAGUCCCUGCUUCUUUUGUGCCUAAGCCUGGGUCUCUGAAAAGAGGUCUCAAUUCCCAGAGCUCAGAUGACCACUUGAAUAAGAGAUCCCGCACCUCCUCUAUGAGCUCCAUGACGAGCACAUACACAGGAGGCAUUCUUAGCUCCAGCCGCAAUGCCAUUACCAGUUCUUACAGUUCUACUCGAGGUUUCUCUCAGCUAUGGAAGAGAAGUGGUCCAAGUUCAUCACCCUUUUCCAGCCCAGCCUCAUCCCGCUCCCAGACGCCAGAGAGGCCAGCAAAGAAAAUAAGAGAAGAGGAACUUUCCCAUCAUUCUAGUCCUUCAACUCCAUUAGUAACUGACAAGGAGUCCCAGGGAGAAAGGGUUGUAGAUACAACCACAUGGAAGAAACAGAACUUGAGUAAUUCCCCACCUACACCUGGCAGCUCUGGGCAGCGUAAACGGAAGAUUCAGCUGCUGCCCUCCAGGCGAGGGGACCAGCUGACCUUGCCUCCACCUCCCCAGCUUGGUUAUUCAAUUACUGCUGAGGACCUAGACUUGGAAAAGAAAGCUUCAUUACAAUGGUUCAACAAGGUCUUGGAAGAUAAGACUGAUGCUGCCUCGAGCUCAGUCACUGAGAACCCACCUACCACUCAGCCUUUUACUUUUACCCUGCCUACUGCUGGGACUGCUCCCUCUCCAACCUCUCUCCCAGCCCCAAGCACUAAUCCACUGUUGGAGAGCUUGAAGAAGAUGCAGGAUUCCCCGGGCCUAACAUCCUUCCCAGAUGAUUCAGCUGGAGUGGCAACUCCUGUGGCCCAUUCGCCUCCGAAGACACCCAGCCUUCUGGGCCCUCUUGGCUCUUCACAGUCAGCGCCCCUUCCAGGCACCUCCUCAGACUCCAAACCCACAGUAUCUUUCUUGGCGCUGUCCCCUACUUCUUCCAUACCAGUCACUGACACCACCAAGUCACCUCAGGCUGAGACAUCUGCCCCAUCCCAGGCCCAGUCUGCCCCAGCCCCCAGCCCCAAGCCAAGUCUUCUGUUUGGAAUGCUGAGCACUCCCCCUGCUAACCCUUCUGCCUCUGCAGCUCCUGCUGUGUUUUCAGCAUCUCCCAUGUUCAAGCCCAUUUUUGAGGCCCCACCUAAAAGCGAGAAUGAGGGCCCCUUGCCAUGUAGCCCUUCCAAGGUCACAACCACAGCAUCUUUUAGCUCUGCCCUUCCCACAACUACCAGCACCUCACCCAUCACUUUCAAACCUGUUUUUGGCAGCAUGGGGCCACCUACAUCUGUGUCCUUGUCAACUCCCUUCUCCUUCAAUCAGACAACUACUGCAGCCACAACCACAAAUGCCCCUCUCUUCACUGGCCAGGCCAGUGCCACCUCAACAGUGGCUUCUGCGACCACAGCCAGCACCUCUGCCGACUCAGCUUCGAAGCCUACUUUUGGCUUUGGUGUGAGCAAUGUGACCAGCACCAUGAACAGCAUGACUAGCACCACCACUUCCACCUCCCAGCCUUUCCUCUUUGGGAAUCCCCCUGCCGCUGGUGCCAGCUUUACCCCAGCCACAGGCUCCAUAUUUCAGUUUGGCAAGCUUUCUGCCAUUCCUACUUCAACGACAACGACCACCACCACCACCUUUGGCCAGUCCCUACCCAGUGCCGUGCAGGCAGCCACCAACAACAGCACCGCUGGCUUUAGUGGUUUUGGCAGCACCCUUACAACCUCAGCCCCGGUCACCACCAGCCAGCCUACCCUGACAUUCAGUAGCUCUACCACCCCAACAUUCAACAUUCCCUUUGGCUCAAGCACCAAGGCCCCUCUCCCAUCAUAUCCGGGAGCCAACCCCCAGCCUUUUGGGGCCACUGAUGGGCAGCAACAGGGAGCUACCAAGCCAACGCUUGCCCCCAGCUUUGGCAACUCUUUCACUUUUGGAAACUCUGCAACCCCAGCCCCAACUGCAACUCCAGCACCAACCCCAACCCAGCCAGCCUUUGGCAACACUGCGCAGUCAGCUUUUGGUGGUUUGAAACCCACAGCCUCUGCCUUUGGCACCCCUGCCAGCACCCAGCCAGCCUUUGGCAGCACCACAGCUGCCUUCUCCUUUGGUGCAGCCACCACUUCUGGCUUUGGAGCUACAACCCAGACCACCAGCAGCGGGACCAGUAGUUCAGUGUUUGGCAGCACAGCACCAUCGCCCUUCACAUUUGGGGGCUCAGCAGCCCCAGCUGGCAGUGGGGGUUUUGGGAUCAAUGUGGCUACCCCAGGCACAAGCUCUACCUCUGGAGCGUUCAACUUUGGAGGAGGACAGAGUGGGACCACUGGCAACACAGCCCCCUUUGGGGGAGGCUUGAGUCAGAACACAUUGGGCGCAUCCAGCCAGAGCACACCCUUUGCCUUCAAUGUGGCCAGCACGCCUGAGAGCAAGCCUGUGUUUGGAGGCACCUCCACACCCACCUUUGGUCAGAACACCCCUGCCCCUGGAGUGGGCACAUCAGGAAGCAGCCUCUCCUUUGGGGCAUCCUCAACACCCACCCAAGGCUUUGUUGGCGUCGGACCUUUCGGCCCCUCUCCCAGCGCAAUUGAUACAGCUUUGGAAGCCCCCCCCCUCUUCAAGCACCCACAGUCCUGUUGGCCUAACUUUCCAGAGAUUGGGGCAACCAAAGAAAUGCUUUCAGGUAGCAGCUGCCCUGAUGAGAUUUUGUUGAAUCUUUCCAGGAUCGACGGCCCCUUCAUUUUCCAUUGGUGCAGGAUCCAAGACCCCAGGGGCUCGACAGCGACUGCAGGCCCGAAGGCAGCACCCCCGCAAGAAAUAGUGUUUGUCCCUUGCCUCCAUUCCACCCACCCCUUGCCCAAAUCUGGACCUUGGUACCUGCUAGGAAGAGCCUCUAACCCAUCAAGUUCCAUACAGCAAACCUGGCUUCAGCCACCAGGGAGGUAGUAGCAGCCCUGGGGGCCAUUUCCCUCUCUCAGAGGAAGCGGAAGCCUCAGGCCUCUUGGUGGAAGGGGAGGAUGUGGCAGGGCAGAAGCCUGAUACCUUUACUUGAACAGUUCCACUGGUGAGGCUGGAGAGAACUAAAGAAACAUCUGUACAUACUGUCCACUUACUUCCCUCACUUGUUUAGUAUAUAAGCUUAGUCAGGCAGCCUUCCUUCCCACCUUUUCCCCAGCGAGCCAUCUUUGCUGGAGGGUAGUAGGUAGAGCCCUGCCCACCUCUCUCUCUGGUAUGCAUUUAGUGGGAUUGGGGGAAAUGGAUUAUCCCUAAAGCUUUACCUUGCUUGGCUUGGCUAUAAAAAGUGGUUCUCUGGUCCCUUUAGGGGACUGUUUCCCCAUUUCUUGCUUUGUCCCUCAACUGGCUCCUUGCAGGAUCUAUUGCUUUUUAAAUGAUCUUGAAUCAAGCUUUGCCUUGAAGACCCCAGUGGAUGCUGCUCCUGCUAUUUCACUUCCUCUUGCCAAGUCUGAGUCAGUGUUUUGUCCCUAAUCCUAUCUGGCAGUUCGGCCCCUAAAAGCUUGGUGGCUCAAGACUGUUAGCCUGGCAGAUCCAGGGGUGAUUCCCUCACUCCAGGGAGGAAAGCUCUUGGAGCAGACAGGAUGCCCACCGCUGCUUUCAGCUGCCUCCUCACCCACUAUCCCUGCUGGCCUCAUUGGGCACGUCUGCCUCUCUGGCACUGUAUGUUUAAAGCCUUGUCCUGUGUUACUUUGUCUGAUGCUCAUGUCUAUUUCUCUUUGAAUCGAGUUUGGAGGAAGAAUUGAAUUGUAUGAGUGGCGGCAUGUUGGUAGUGCCGGACUUAUCUGUUUCAAGUUUCUGGGACUUAGCUAAUUGAAUGUGGAAAGUAGCACCACUUUACGGCUACAAGUGCCAACUCCUGAAUUUUCAAAUGGUGUUUUGACUUUAAGGGCUGGCAGCCCAGGAGGAUAGGGCCAAGGGGAAGCAAAGACCUCAUCUCUUCCCUCUGCUGUUUCUCUCUCCUACCUACCUGACCUCACAGGAGGCUCGAACACCCCUAGUAUAUGUUAGAAAACCUAAAUUAAUGAGCCACACUUUCAAAUUCUUAGUCGCCACCCCCUCUCCCCUCAACCCUUCCUUUCUUUGUUUCAAAGCCACAUACCCCAGGCCUAAGAGCCUUGCUGCCAUGCCCAUCCUCUUUGGGAGAAGUAUGAAUGCGUGUGUCUAAAUUAAAAGAAAAAAUAUUUAAACAUUUUUUAACAAAAUAAAAAUUUAUUUUUGUAUUUAAGCUAAAUUGCCUUUUAAAUUCCUUCAAGCUUGGUUCAUUGAGGUGGUUAAGUAUAAAUGCUGUUGAUUAGGAAUUAGCUGUAUAGUUAAGUUAUGCCUGUGUGAAGAAGAGGCUCUAGUGCUGUCCCAGACAGCUUUCCUGGGGUGACUAGAGCUCCUUCUGGACACAUUAUGUAAAAUGUAAUUCUUUUUUUUUAUAAAUAAUGUGAUGUAGAUGUAACUAGUCCCCCUCACCCUUUUGUGACUGAGGUUGAAAGUUUUGUGGCAGGGGACUGACUGCUCCCCACCCCCUAGAAGAGCUCUGUUAAUACUUAACUGUCUGUGGAGCUGAGGAGGGAGCCUGAACCUCAAGUCUCAAAUACCUACUAGAAUUGGAGGGGUGUGGUGGGGCACGGGCCUAGAAAUCAAGCUUCUACCUAUACCUUAAGUAAGGUAGACCCUCUUAGUUUUAGUACUCUAAGCUAGUUUACCUCAGUUCCACAGGCAGGGCAGUUGGUCCAGGAACCCCCUGAAGAGGGUUCCUGGCACAGCCUGAGUGUGAGUGUGUGUGUGUAUGUGUACAUGUACGUGCACUGGACAGGAACGGGAGGCUGGGACUUUCCAUUACAAAUAAAGACUUAAUUCCUGUGAGUCUAGUUGGAAUUUUUAGUAUGAAUGUGAGAUUUUUCUCCUUGCUUAUGUCAUUAAGAAUAAAAAAAAACUGUGAUCUAUCGUA
Myotis lucifugus (little brown bat) is the source of this 5380-nucleotide messenger RNA. Its product is annotated as nuclear envelope pore membrane protein POM 121C. Gene Ontology annotation, molecular function: structural constituent of nuclear pore. Lineage: Eukaryota; Metazoa; Chordata; Mammalia; Chiroptera; Vespertilionidae. Bases 4 to 3372 code for a protein of 1122 amino acids. The transcript has 12 exons. Gene Ontology annotation, cellular component: nuclear pore. Gene Ontology annotation, biological process: RNA export from nucleus; protein import into nucleus. The record is from RefSeq and is a predicted model, not a curated record.